This is a messenger RNA of Molossus molossus (Pallas's mastiff bat), 620 nucleotides long. Its product is annotated as prefoldin subunit 3. Gene Ontology annotation, cellular component: cytoplasm; prefoldin complex. The coding region runs from base 1 to 594 and encodes 197 amino acids. Gene Ontology annotation, molecular function: tubulin binding. The transcript has a single exon. The record is from RefSeq and is a predicted model, not a curated record. Gene Ontology annotation, biological process: tubulin complex assembly; protein folding; microtubule-based process. NCBI's taxonomy places the organism in Eukaryota, Metazoa, Chordata, Mammalia, Chiroptera, Molossidae.
AUGGUUGUAGCUAAAGAUGGUUGUAGCUUCGGAGAACUGGAUUCAGGGAACGGGCGGCGGCUCCACUUAGGGAUUCCUGAGGCUGUGUUUGUGGAAGAUGUGGAUUCCUUCAUGAAACAGCCUGGGAAUGAGACUGCAGAUACAGUACUAAAGAAACUGGAUGAACAGUACCAGAAGUAUAAGUUUAUGGAACUCAACCUUGCUCAAAAGAAAAGAAGGCUUAAAGGUCAGAUUCCUGAAAUUAAGCAGACUUUAGAAAUUCUAAAAUACAUGCAGAAGAAAAAAGAGUCCACCAAUUCACUGGAGACCAGAUUCUUACUGGCAGGCAACCUGUAUUGCAAAGCUUCGGUUCCUCCUACUGAUAAAGUGUGUCUGUGGUUGGGGGCUAAUGUAAUGCUUGAAUAUGAUAUUGAUGAAGCUCAGGCAUUGUUGGAAAAGAAUUUAUCAACUGCCACAAAGAAUCUUGAUUCUCUUGAGGAAGACCUUGAUUUUCUUCGAGAUCAAUUUACUACCACCAAAGUCAAUAUGGCCAGGGUUUAUAAUUGGGACGUAAAAAGAAGAAACAAAGAUGAUUCUACCAAGAACAAAGCAUAAUUCUGGCAGUGAAAAAUGUGAUUCGG